Chara braunii is the source of this 2806-nucleotide messenger RNA. Lineage: Eukaryota; Viridiplantae; Streptophyta; Charophyceae; Charales; Characeae. The record is from the annotation of a GenBank genome assembly.
ACGCAGACGAUUACAAUGACUUGGUGUGGAGAGGGAUGAGGAGACGUGACUUCUCUCUCUACAAGGAGUAUGUCACUGAUAGAUGUCCUGAUUUCAAGGACUAUCCCUGGUCGGAGAAGAAUGAGGCCGUGGCAGAGGAAGUGAAGGAGAUACGGGAUAUGGUGAAGGGAUUGACGAGACAGGGCCGACGAGAUGGAUAUAGGGACGACAGAUACGAGAGGUCGGGUCGAGAUGGCUACAGAAGGAGUAGAUAUGAGAGAGGAGAUCGGGACUGGGAACGACAAGAUGGGUCGCGCGGACGGUUUGAGCGCGGGGGAAAUGCGAGAGAGCAGCGCGACGAGUCGCGGGGAUGGUACAACCGAGGAGACCGGCGCAACGAUUCGCGCGGUCGGAAUGAGAGAGGGGGAUAUGACGUCUCAUCAGAACCAUAUCCCAAGUCGCCUGACCCCAAGGCGGCCAGGAAUUCGAUCUCUAGAGGCGCAGACGACAGGGCAUCUACUCCCAGGAACUCAUGCGUCUACUGUAGAGGAGAAGAUCAUAUCAAGAGGGAUUGCCCGGACCUCAAACGGGCAAUAGAUGACGGACUUGUCAUGCUUGACGACCGUAAGUACGUCAAGUGGGCAGAUGAUCUGCGAGAUGUAUCGAUGUUCCCUUCGAUGAAGGAGAAUGUCGAAGCAAGGAGAAUAGAGACGAGUAAAGGAAUGGAGCCGGUCAGGAGCCAGAGCAUCAAGAUAAUCUUUGAGGAGGAUAUCGCGACCACACCCAUAAGGGUGGCAGCCACUAAGUCGGCAAGAGGGUCUACAUCGAAGAAGACUGACACGGAUUACAAGGACGCUGGAGGGAAGGAAAGACCGUUAAGAUUUGAGAGUAGGACACUUAAUACGGCAGAGCGUAACCACAAUCAAUUCAAGAAGGAAGUGUUAGCUGUACUCCGAUGUCUAGACACGUUCAGACACUAUAUCUAUGGGCGACGGUUCAUCUUGAGAGUAGACCCCACCGCGGUUGCCUCUGUCCUCCAGAAGGACUUUAGUUUGACGGACCCGACCAUCGCCCGAUGGUUAAUACGGAUUCGGCUAUACGAUUACACGGUUGAAAGAGUAUCUGGUACGAAAAAUGUCGUGGCAGAUGGGCUUUCACGCAUCCCUCUCGAGCGUCCGAUAGUAGCUGGGGCUCUGACAAUGGCAGAGCCGAGGCGCGCCGAGAGAUUCCUGGUUAAUCUUUACGAGGGCAAGUACCGAAUGAUCGGACUACACCUGACGGGAGAGGAGAGUCAAGAUUUAGAAAUCCGGAGGCAAGCAGCCCAGUACUGCUUUAGAGCGGGCCACCUUUUCCGAAGGCCAGUAGGGUCGGGAAUGCCCUUACGAGUAGUCUAUGAUCCUGAGGAGAGACAGACGAUAGUUGCGGAACUUCACGACGGGGUAGUCGGAGGACACAGGGGAGUUAAAGGAACCUAUGAAACGAUACGCCGGCUGUACUGGUGGGAUGAACAUUAUAAGGACGUCGAGAGGUACUGUAUGACAUGCGAAGAGUGCAAGAAGAGAGCUCUUGUGAAAUACAAAGAGCCACUUCAUCCAUCCUAUCCGACCAGACCAGGAGAGAAGGUACACAUCGAUCUAGUGAAAAUGCCGAGAGGGGUAGGCAAUAUGAACUACGUCGUGAACAUACGAGACGAUUUCACUGGGUUCGUGGACGGUAGACCUAUCAGGAGUAAGGCGGCAAAGGAAGUAAAGAGCUUUGUCCUAGAGUACUUAUCUAGGUAUGGUUGUGUCAGCAAGAUAGUGAUGGACAGAGGGGCGGAAUUCMUAGCCGACGAGGUCCAGAGUGUGUUUAGGAGAGCCGGUGCGAGAGUUUCGAUAGCCACCGCCUAUCACCCACAGUCGAACUCCCCAGUAGAGAGGGGACACCAGACUCUGAUAGCGUCACUGUCCAAGUGGUGCAAGGGUAAGGACAGUGAUUGGCCACGAUAUUUUCGAUACGCGAUAUGGGCGGACAACGUCACGGUCCGGGCUAGUACCGGAUACCCACCGUACACCUUGUGGUUUGGACGACAUUGUGCGCUUCCCAUGGAAUUUCACGUCGACAGCUGGACAACCAUCGACUGGGCGGAGGAGAUGUCCAGAGAGGAACUCUUAGCUGCCCGAACGAGACAAAUAGCCUACGGUUUGGAAGAAGACCUCAUGACAGCGGCAGACUGUCUGGUAGUGGAAAGGGAGAAGGGUAAAGAGAGAUGGGAUAAGAACGUGCGAAUCAGGAAAGAGAGGGUGAGCGUAGGAGAUAUGGUCCUUCUCUACGAUGCAGCGCUGGAAAGGACCUGGACCGGAAAACUUGCCAAUAGAUGGAUGGGACCUUACAGAGWGGUUGAGGCACUUGACUGGGGUGCAUAUAUGAUAGCAGAACUAGACGGAUCUAAGUGGAAGGACCCAGUGGCGGGGGCUAGGUUAAAGCUGUUUAGGCCCAGGCCCACGCCCGCUUUAACACUAACCAGCCCGAAAGGGAAAGGGAAAGCCAUGAUGGAGGAUGGAGCGCCCUCGAGGCAAUUCGAGCCAGGAGAGAGCUCCAAGAAAAGGAAAAGAGUAGAGAAGAGAAAGGUCAAAAGGGUAUCUCUAGGAAGAAAGAAGAGAUGAUUAUUCGUGCUCAAGCGACCUAGACGGAGAGUUCGCGUUAGACGUACUGGCCGGUCGACACCCUUCUCGGGGCAAAGACAGAAGAAAAAGAGGAUCGUGCCGGGACCAAAAACCAGAAGACACAGGAGAGUCAAGGAGCAUCUUCUUAGCCCCAUGACUUAUAACAAACUGAAACAUAUGAC